Messenger RNA from Poeciliopsis prolifica (blackstripe livebearer), 1158 nucleotides. It is a transcript of the gene ubxn10, whose product is annotated as UBX domain protein 10. Lineage: Eukaryota; Metazoa; Chordata; Actinopteri; Cyprinodontiformes; Poeciliidae. The record is from RefSeq and is a predicted model, not a curated record. The coding region runs from base 143 to 829 and encodes 228 amino acids. The transcript is spliced from 2 exons. Gene Ontology annotation, molecular function: protein binding.
UUACCAGAUCGCCUGCCGACGCCGAUAAAAAGUGAAAGGAACUCCUCCAACUGCGUGAAAGGUAAACGAGCCGGUCACGCUUCAUGUACAUUUCUGAGCACGCUUACUUGUUUCUAUGUGGAGCAGCUGAGGGAGGUUGUCAAUGCAUUUAACAAGACCAAAGUCUUCGAAAGGGAGGAGCAGACCCGCCGUUGACAGCUUGCUACACCCAGGUGGUUCACACAUCGACCCGAAGGCCCCAAACUAUCACCUCAGGGGCAAGCCGGACGGAACCGUCCGCUCCCUGUCCGAGCCUGAGCUUCGGCAGGCCCGGCGGUGGAACAGGGAGGAACUUCUGCACUUGCUACCGCAGGAGCAUGAUGCUGUUCCUAAAUUAUCUCUAAACAGGUACAAAGUCCUUCCAUCCAUACCGACCAGGCAGUCCAAGGAGAGGUCGCCGAAGAACUUGGAUGAAAUGAUGGUACACCUCAACCUGUCUGGAGAAGUGACUAAAAGCAGGACACUGGAGCAGGAAGGGACUAAUGGACAGCUCAGUAUCGGAGCCCGGUGUGAACCCUCAGAAACAGCAACACCUAAUUCAGGCAGUUUGCUUCUGGCUAUAAGGGCGCCGUGCGGUCGGAGGUUUGAGCAGUACUUUAACCCCACAGACACCCUGCGGGCGGUGAGAGCCAGCGCAGAGGCCCGGUUUGCUGCCACCUACAGAAAGGCUUUCAUCGAGACCAUGGAUGUGCCACGCAGAACCUUUACAGACAUGGACAUGACCCUGGAGCGGUGCGGCAUCCUGAACAGAUCAGUGCUGUGCAUCUCUUACCAUUUCCAGCACUAUUAAACAAAGCGCUGACGCAGAAAUACCACACUUUAUUGAGCCAAAUCAAUAAAGUAGUUUUGAAUUUGAAGUAACCUGGUGGAUGAGCCACGUUUUUCAGCAACAAACGCACCAAUCAGAAAUCGGAAUAAAACGAUUUUGUUCAUUGUGUGGUGACCACCAGGUCAAAUACUUUCAUUUUUUUAAACUGCCAUCCAUUUUUGGUCUAUAAACUUUUCAAUAACAGAAUUAAAUAAAAUGUUGUAAUAUACUGUUUCACCUCAAAUUAUAAUAUCGGCUGUACCUGCUUAUUCUUGGAGGUAAAACCUGAACAGGUCGCCAAUUGCAUAACA